Messenger RNA from Emys orbicularis (European pond turtle), 597 nucleotides. RefSeq names its product cytochrome c oxidase assembly factor 8. Gene Ontology annotation, biological process: intrinsic apoptotic signaling pathway. Gene Ontology annotation, cellular component: mitochondrion. The record is from RefSeq and is a predicted model, not a curated record. The coding region runs from base 1 to 597 and encodes 198 amino acids. The transcript has 5 exons. Lineage: Eukaryota; Metazoa; Chordata; Testudines; Emydidae.
AUGGCAGCGGCGGCAGCAGCGCUUAGAGCGGGCCUGUGCGCGAGGCGCGUGUGUAGCGGGACGCGCCGCUGCUUCUCCGGAGCCGGUGGCGGCGCGGGGCUCCUGGCCGCUGAGAGGGGGCACGAGCCGGAGAGCCGGGCUUCAAGAUUCUGCCCUCCAGCACAUUCUUGCAAUGAUUGGAUUGGUCCUCCUGACAGACAGUCAAACCUCCGACCAAUAGUAUUUCAUAUUCCUAAAAAUGAAUCGUCACUGGGACGAAGACUUAGGGAAUUUAGACAGGAAACUCAAGUUUGGAACCAACAAUUCUGGGCAAGCCAAAAUGUGUCAUUCAGAAAGGGAAAAGAAGAAUUCGUUUACUCAAGACUGAAGGCUAAAGGUCUGGAAAUGAAAGAUGAAACAGGUCAAAAGGUAACAUUGAGUGCAGAAGAAAUGGCAGAUUUUUACAAGGACUUUUUAAGUAAAAAUUUUAAAAAGCACAUGUGUUAUAACAGAGAAUGGUACAAACGUAAUUUUACUAUCACGUUCCUCAUGGGACAAGUGGCCUUUGAGAGGGCAUGGAGGAGGCUUGGCUGGAAAAAGACGAAAGUUGGAAAUUAA